This is a messenger RNA of Rodentolepis nana, 567 nucleotides long. NCBI's taxonomy places the organism in Eukaryota, Metazoa, Platyhelminthes, Cestoda, Cyclophyllidea, Hymenolepididae. The record is from the annotation of a GenBank genome assembly.
AUGGAAGCCAACCUUACGGAAAACAAACUCAAAUACUACCGAUUCCCAGGUUACACCGUAUAUCUCCUACCUAAAUACCAGCAAGUGGCAAGAGGAAUUCGACUGAAGUAUAAGAAAGCCCACAUCACAAUGCGAGCUAAUCAAGAGUGUGAACACCUCAAACAAAACUGCGGUAUUUGGAGACUUCAACGCUAUAAGAACAUCAACACAGCUGGGAAGGAAAAAGAUGACAUGCUUAACAACAGCGAUCUAGAACUUAUUUACAGUGAUGAGGAUUCUGCUAUAUACCUGCACCACAAUGGAACCAGUACAACCCUUGGCUUACUCUUAGCUUCAAGCAACUUCAGCGAGCAUACACGCAACUUGCUCCUGGCUUCAAGCGACAUCACUUCAAGCAACUUCAGCGAGCAUACACGCAGCAAAAUAAUUGACUAUCCUGGUUCUGGUCACAAACCAGUCAUUGCUCGUAUUAGCAUCGGCAACAAAAGCGUAACACCGAAAAUGCCAACCAAGCGACCAUCGAACUUCAAGAUGGCCGACCGGCCUAGAUUUACUAACCUUUUAUAA